AUGGGGCUCAAAUCCCCUGCUGUGAGUUACCCUGCAGUCCCCUGCUGUGAGCUGAUGAAAGGCCUUAGUUUGGCCACGUGUGCUUCAGUUUGUAAUAUGUCUGUGGGCUCCAUGGAGCCCAUAGACAUAUUACAAACUGAAGCACACGUGGCCAAACUAAGGCCUUUCAUCAGCUCACAGCAGAGGACUGCAAGCAGCAGAGAAGAGAGAGAAGAAGUGGCGAAGGUAGAGAGCAGCUACGGAUCUUCGCGAUGGGUUCUCAUCGGAAUGAACGCUCUUGUCACUGGUGGCACUCGUGGAAUCGGGCAUGCGAUUGUGGAGGAACUAGCUGAAUUAGGGGCUACGGUACACACUUGUUCUCGCAAAGAAGCUGAGCUCAACCAUUGCUUGCAAGAAUGGACCGGUAAGGGUUUCGCAGUCACCGGUUCGCUCUGUGAUGUAUCGUCUCAAGACCAACGCCUACAGCUCAUGGAAAACGUGUCUUCUCUUUUCACUGGCAAGCUCAACAUCCUUAUAAACAAUGUUGGGACAAACAUAAUAAAGAAAACCGCUGAGUAUACAGCUGAAGAAUAUUCGAAACUGAUGGCUACCAACUUUGAAUCUACUUACCAUUUAUGUCAACUUGCAUAUCCUCUUGUAAAAGCAUCUGGAGUUGGAAGCAUUGUCUUCAUUUCCUCUGUUGCUGGUCUGGUGCACACUUCUUCUGGAUCCAUAUAUGGAGCAACUAAAGGUAACCAUCAUGACUGGUCCCUUUCUGUUGCAUUAGUAUGA
Messenger RNA from Cornus florida, 771 nucleotides. RefSeq names its product tropinone reductase homolog At5g06060-like. Gene Ontology annotation, molecular function: oxidoreductase activity. Bases 1 to 771 code for a protein of 256 amino acids. The record is from RefSeq and is a predicted model, not a curated record. Lineage: Eukaryota; Viridiplantae; Streptophyta; Magnoliopsida; Cornales; Cornaceae. The transcript has 5 exons.